Brachypodium distachyon (stiff brome) is the source of this 1859-nucleotide messenger RNA. RefSeq names its product protein LYK5-like. The record is from RefSeq and is a predicted model, not a curated record. Gene Ontology annotation, biological process: protein phosphorylation. The coding region runs from base 35 to 1309 and encodes 424 amino acids. The transcript has a single exon. Lineage: Eukaryota; Viridiplantae; Streptophyta; Magnoliopsida; Poales; Poaceae. Gene Ontology annotation, molecular function: ATP binding; protein kinase activity.
CUGUUGGAUUCUUCCUUCUUCUUCUCGGUCGCCGAUGGUUGGCGUGCGCCGGACGACGAGGGCGCCCAUGUGCAAGUCCAAGUCCUCCACCGCCGUCUCCGACCCAUCUUCUUCCAUGGCCCGCUCCGCCACCACAAACACCACCACAACCCGCCGCCGCACUUCCCCCACCGCCGUCACAAACCCUACCUCCUACUCGACCACCUCCGGCCACUCCACAACCUCCUCCUCCGCCGCCUCCUCUCUCCAGGCCCUCAAGGACUCGCUCCUCCCGGACCUCCCGCUCCUCCUGACCUUCCACGAGCUCGCCGCCGCCACGGCCUCCUUCUCCGCCGCCCACCGCCUCGUCCCCACAAGCUCCAACUCCUUCCGCUGCACGCUCCGCGGCCGCCCCUCCGCCGUCUUCCGCCGCGCGCUGCGGCGGGACCCAAGGGAGGUGGCCUCCCGCCUCGCCGCCCUCGGCCACUGCCACCACGCCGCCAUCGCCCGCCUCUACGGCUGCUCCGCCGACGACUCCUCCGGGGCCGGGGGCGGGGGCGGGGGGUCCCUCUUCCUCGCCUACGAGCUCGUCCCCUCCGCCGCGCCGCUCUCCGCGCUCCUCCGCCCCGGCAACCCGGCGGCGGGGUACACGCCGCUGGGGACGUGGCGGGCGCGGCUCCGCGUGGCCGCCGACGUCUGCGACGCCAUCAGCUACGUGCACGGCCAGGCGGGCACCGUCCACAACCGCCUCGCGGCCUCCUCCGUCCUCGUCGUCGCCGACGGGCCCACGGCCGUCCGCGCCAAGAUCGCCCACUUCGGCGCCGCCGACCUCGCCGGCGAGCUACCCCCGGAGGACGACGACGGCGUCACCACCAGGCACCGCUCACGGCGGAUCGAGGGCAAGCGCGGGUACAUGGCGCCGGAGCUGACGGCGGGGACGUCCCCGCCGACGCGCCGCUCCGACGUGUUCGCGGUCGGGGUGCUGCUGCUGGAGCUGGUCUCCGGGCAGGAGCCCGCGCGGUACGAGCUCAACGAGGCCACGGGGGAGUACGAGCGGACGUCGCUCAUCGAAACGGCGGAGGAGGCCAUGGGGGACCCGGGGACGAGGAUGCGGCGGUGGGUGGACCGGCGGCUUGGGGACUCGUUCCCCGUGGAGGCGGCGGAGGCGCUGGCGGGCGUCGCGCUCCGGUGCGUCGCCAGGGACCCCGCGGCGCGGCCGGAGAUGCCCUGGGUCGCCGCCAAGGUCUCCAAGCUCUUCCUCGAGGCGCAGGACUGGGCCGAUAAGUUCCUCGUCCCCACCGGCAUCUCCGUCUCCAUUGCUCCCCGGUGAUGAACAAGACGAAUCCAUUCAAGCUGGCUAGCUGCUGCGGCCGAUCGCCAUGGAUUGCUCGCUCGCUCGCCGUCGCCGGGCAGAUGAAUCGGAGAAGAAUCCGUGCAGUUGAUUUGUGCUUUGCCUAACUGACAACGGAUGAGUGUUAUUGCUAAUGUAAUUUGGACACGUGCGGUCGCACAGAUAGAUAAAAUCACUCUAGGCCUUGUCUCUUUGUUCUUGUUCCUACUGCUGAUGUGCACAGGAGUGCUACUGCUAGGAUAAACAGAUCCAGCUUUGGGUCGGCAAUGGAGAAAGUCUGAAAAUGAUUCAGACAUCGUUGACAAAACAUCAAUGGAUGUCCGGGCUCAUCCAUGAUUGUGCUGUUCCCAUGCUGAAACAGAGAUUUUUUUUUUUGAGAUGGCACGGCAUUGUAAUCGUACCAUUGUACAGUAUUUCUGGGUCUUUGGAAUCUCGGGGAUCAAAGAGCACCAAGAAUUCUUCUGUCUCUGUUGAAGAAAUUGUGGAUCUCGGUUCUCGGAUGUGAGUGGAAAACCGUUCCUGUUUCUCC